Danaus chrysippus (African queen) is the source of this 321-nucleotide messenger RNA. The record is from the annotation of a GenBank genome assembly. NCBI's taxonomy places the organism in Eukaryota, Metazoa, Arthropoda, Insecta, Lepidoptera, Nymphalidae.
AUGAUAAUGCUUUGGUGGAAAAAUAACGUCUUGUUUAUUUUUAGCAGCAAACACGUGACGAUCCACGUACCAUACAAGGUGCACACCAUUCAUCAUCACCACGUAUCGAAGGUUCCUUACCCUGUCCACGUGCCUGUGGUCAAAGAGGUGCCAGUGAUCAAGGAGGUGCCUGUGUACAAGCACGUGCCGGUGCCGGUAAUCCAACAUGUGCCGGUGCCGGUCAUCAAGAAGGUGGAAGUUGAGAAGCAAGUGUUUGUGCCCGUCCAUCAUGAGGAACAUCACGGUUGGGAGGGAGAGUCGCUGUCGCACGGCUGGCACUGA